Molecule: messenger RNA, 5649 nt
Organism: Bufo bufo (common toad)
Lineage: Eukaryota; Metazoa; Chordata; Amphibia; Anura; Bufonidae
Gene: PRDM11
Product: PR/SET domain 11
Exons: 8
Coding region: 249-3785 (1178 amino acids)
Molecular function (GO): protein binding
Source: RefSeq, a predicted model, not a curated record
GCGGCCGGUGCUCGGGGGUCCGGCUCUGCCCCGCACACGCCGGUUCUUCCUCCGUCCCCGUCAUUUCCUGUGGAAGAAGAUGGUGGUCACAGCUGGCAGCAGCAGCAGCAGCAGCAGCAGCGGCGGCGGAGGGGAGAGGAGGAGCCGGCACCGCUGAGAGCAGACCCCCACACACCCCACCUGGAGGGGACACCACCCCCACCCGGGGCCGGGGACCCCCUAGUCCGGAGGCGCCCGGAGCGGACACCAUGAGCGACGGGGGCAAGGAGUGCCGGGUGGUGUAUAGCCCCAAUCUUGGGGACCUCAUGAGGGCGAAGACAGAACUGGGGUCACCAGUCGAAGAGAGGAAGUACAGCAAGCAAUGCUCCGCAGGGUCCAAUUCGCGCUGCCUGGACCUGGAGCCCAAAAGGCUGAAGGAGAAGAGGGACGCCGCAAUGUCGAAAAGUCUCCAGCAGGUGGAUUUUUGGUUCUGUGAGCUGUGCCAGGAAUACUUUGUCGAUGAGUGUCCCAGUCACGGACCCCCCGUCCUGGUGCCGGACACACCGGUUCCCCUCAGCAGGCCUGACCGGGCAGCACUGACCGCACCGCGCGGGAUCGAGGUGGUGAAGGACGACACCGGAGAGAGUGAAGUGCGCUGUGUGAACGAGGUUGUACCCAAAGGGCGGAUCUACGGGCCGUACGAGGGGAAGAUCUCGUCCCAGGACAAGUCCUCCGGAUUCUUCUCCUGGCUGAUAGUGGAUAACCACAACCGAUAUAAAUCCAUUGAUGGGACUGAUGAGAGCUGCGCCAACUGGAUGAGAUAUGUAGUGAUCUCUCGAGAGGAGCGGGAGCAGAACCUCAUGGCGUUCCAGCACAGCGAGAAGAUCUACUUCCGCGCGUGUCGUGACAUUCAGCCCGGGGAGAAGCUGCGGGUGUGGUACAGCGAGGAUUACAUGAAGCGGCUGCACAGCAUGUCCCAGGAGACGAUCAUCCGCAACCUCAGCAGAGGAGAAAGAGGUUUGUUAAGGGAAAACAAUGACAGACUCUUGGAAAACCAAGAAGAUGUGAAAGGCCCAUUUCCACUUACAGCCCUUAAGCAAGGAAAGAGCCUCUACAAGCGGAGCUGUGAGGAGGGGGAGAUAAACCCUCACACCAAGAAGAAAAAGAUAGAUUUAAUCUUCAAAGAUGUCUUAGAGGCUUCUUUGGAGUCUGCCAAGAUGGAAGACCAUCCCCUGGUGACGAGUAGUCCUAUACUGGGGAAAAAGGUUCCCAAGUAUCAACAUGAGGACCAUGGAGAUAGAUGUAAAACGAACCAAAAGUUUUCCUCCCAAAACCAAACAAGAAUCCCGAAGGAGUGGAAGGUCCCUUAUGCUUCCGCUCAAGGCCUAGACAGGGAGACCAACCCUCCAGAUGAUGAUCUAGAAGACCGCUCGUCUAUCAAAGUAGAAAGUCCUGAUGAGUUCUCUGCCCUUGGUGAUUCAAACGAGAUCCCCACCACUUCUUUCUGCCCAAACUGUAUCAGGUUGAAGAAGAAAAUCCGUGAACUUGAGGCUGAGGUGGAAAUGCUAAGGUCUGGAAAGGUCCCAGAAGUUCCUCAGUUGCUUCCUCAGAAAACUGAGGUCCCAGAGUUUUCAGAUACUUCAGCUCCAGAAAACAUGUCCAUCGCUCCCACAAUGAUGGAAGAUGACGAUCAGGAAGUAGACUCGGCAGACGAGUCGGUCUCCAACGAGAUACUAGCUUCUACCGAUGAGCCUUCGAAGAUGUCUGCUUCCUCUGGUAGACGGAUCCGUCGUUUCAAGCAAGAAUGGUUAAAAAAGUUUUGGUUCCUGAGGUACUCGUCUACGUUGAACGAGAUGUGGUGUCAUGUUUGCAGGCAGUACACGGUGCAGUCCUCAAGGACUUCAGCCUUCAUCAUUGGUUCGAAACAAUUUAAGAUCCAUACGAUAAAGCUCCACAGCCAAAGUAACCUCCACAAAAAGUGCUUGCAGCUCUACAAGCUCAGGAUGCACCCCGAAAAGACAGAGGAGAUGUGCAGGAACAUGACUCUUCUUUUCAACACAGCAUACCACUUGGCUAUGGAAGGCAGGCCUUAUUAUGACUUCCGACCUCUAGCAGAACUACUGAGAAAGUGUGAACUCCGCGUCGUCGAUCAGUACAUGAACGAAGGUGAUUGUCAGAUUUUGAUUCAUCACAUCGCCAGAGCACUUCGGGAAGACUUAGUAGAGCGUAUUCGACAAUCCCCUUUUCUAAGUAUCAUCUUAGACGGGCAAAGCGAAGACCUUCUUGCCGAUACAGUAGCGGUCUAUGUCCAAUACACCAGUAACGAUGGCCCACCCGCCACAGAGUUCCUGUCACUUCAAGAGCUGGGUUUGCCUACCACUGAGAGUUACCUCCAAGGCGUUGACAGGGCCUUCUCGGCAAUUGGUAUCCGACUGCAGGACGAGAGGCCGACCAUAGGGAUAGGAGUUGAUGGAGCCAACGUAACGGCUGGACUAAGAGCUAAUAUGUACAUGACAAUCAGGAAAACCUUGCCUUGGCUACUGUGUUUACCUUUCAUGGUGCAUAGGCCCCACUUAGAAAUUUUGGAUGCAAUUAGUGGAAAAGAACUUCCAUGUUUAGAAGAAUUAGAAAACAAUCUGAAGCAGCUACUUAGUUUCUACCGGUACUCCCCCCGCCUGAUGUGUGAACUCCGACUUACAGCCGCAACACUUUGCGAGGAGACAGAAUUCCUGGGCGAUAUCCGGGGGGUGAAAUGGAUUAUAGGUGAGCAGAACGUGCUGAAUGCUCUGAUUAAGGACUACCUGGAAGUGGUGGCCCACUUGAAAGACGUCAGCGGUCAAACGCAAAGAGCCGACGCCUCUGCUAUUGCAUUAGCCCUCCUUCAGUUUCUCAUGGAUUAUCAGUCAAUUAAGCUCAUCUACUUCCUCUUGGAUGUGAUUGCAGUCUUGUCCCGUCUGGCCUACGUCUUCCAGGGCGAGUACCUCUUGGUGUCCCAGGUGGAUGAAAAAAUAGAGGAAGCCAUUCAAGAAAUCAGCCGCCUGACAGAUUCUCCCGGGGAAUAUCUGCAGGAAUUCGAAGAAAACUUCCGGGAAAGCUUUAACGGGAUCUCUUUGAAGAACUUGCGUGUGGCCGAAGCCAAGUUUCAGUCCAUCCGUGAGAAGAUUUGCCAGAAGACCCAGCUGACCCUGGCCCAACGGUUUGAUUCCCGUAGCCGAAUUUUUGUUAAAGCUUGCCAAGUUUUUGACCUGUCCACGUGGCCCAGAAGCACGGAAGAGCUCUUAAGCUACGGAGAGGAGGAAAUGCUGCAAAUAUACGAGCACCUGAGCAGCAUCCCGUCGUUUCUUUCGGACUGCAGGGAGGGGACCGACACCAGGAGCGGUCUGCUGAUGGAAUGGCGCGAGCUCAAGGCUGACUACUGUACCAAAAACGGUUUCAAAGAUUUGAUAGGCCAUAUCUGUAAGUACAAACAAAGGUUCCUCCUUUUGAACAAGGUAGUACAGAUCCUAAAAGUCCUUCCCACGUCUACGGCCUUUUGCGAGAAAGGGCGCAACGCUCUUCAGAGGCUACGCAAAAACAACCGCUCCAGGCUCACCUUGGAUCAGCUGAGCGAUCUCCUGGCCAUAGCGGUGAACGGGCCGUCCAUUUCUAAUUUCGAUGCCAAGAGAGCUCUGGACAGCUGGUUCGAGGAAAAGUCAGGGAAUAGCUACUCCUUGUCGGCCGAGAUGCUCAGCAAGAUGUCCUCCCUCGACCAGAAGCCCAUGCUCCACUCUAUGGAACUCGGUUCAGAGUAUUACCAAGACAUUUGAACCUAGCCGCAGCCCCGAAGCUAUUGGAUAUGUUUUUUUUUUCUAUCUAUACUUUGGUAUAUUAUAAAAAGAAAAAAUAUAAAAAAUAAAUAUAUAUAAAUAUAUAUUAUAUAUAUAUAUUAAUAGAAAAAAAAAUCCCACUAAAUAUAGACUGAGCAUUUUAUUAUGACACCUCACCCUUCGUAUCACACUUUUCACCUAUGGCAGCUGCCGUGGUUUCCAUACGGCCAAAACAGGACAGAGAACCACAACUCUUCAAAAAACCCUUUCCCCUAAAGCAUGUCUAACCCCACCAGGUACCUUUUUUUUUUAUUUUUUUUACCCUUCCAUUAUGUUUAUAGGUCAGAACAAAGGUUGUAUAUCGGGACCCAGGAAAGUCCAAAUCCAGAAUUUUUAUAUAUAAUAUGUAUAAUUUAAUCUACGUUUUAUCCUAAUUUGUAUCCAAUGUUAUGUUAGAAACAAUGUAUCUUCUUUCUGCUUUCUAAGAUAAACAUCCAUUGGGCAAUUUUUUAUUUUUUUCCACUGCCUUUCUGUCCCCAGGGUACAAUGGGGGUGCCUUCGGGUCCAAAGCAGGCUAGGCGUACCUCGGGGAGCCCUCUGUUCUAAGGACAUACACUGUAGAGGUUACCCCAACGUUUGUAACGACAUCACUUUUUUCCUUUAUGGCACAAAAAAUUGUGUAAUCACACGUCAUGUAUACUUAUUGUUUUUGUUUGGAAUAUUUUAUGGCAGAUUUUAUGUUAUAAUUUCUUUUUUUUAUAUAUAUAUAUCUUUUUUUUCUUCUUAAUUUUCAUUCUGUUAUAAUGUCUUUGUACGGAUGUAGCAGAGCUGAGUUUUGCACGGUUCCAUAGCGUAAAAUGGCAAAUUCAGCUCUGCUACAUCUGUUUUGCUGCAGAGGUAACUCAAUUUGUGAAAAAAAAAUUCUAAAGUAUAAGCUAAGUUCUGCGCCGGGCCAUAAACACCUUCAUUCGUUUUUUUAGUCACCGUUGAUACAAGGUUAAGGUUUUUGAGGAAAAAUAGGAUCAGGUCUGGAAGAAAGGAAAGUUAUUAAAGGGGUAUUCCUGCCGUGGACACUUACCAAAGGUGGUGUUGCUACAGGAGGUGCAAAGUUAGCAGGCGUCUGAGGGGCCCCAAAAGCCCUUCAUCCACAUAAGAAGCAUAGUAGUAUAAAUGGCACAGGGUAGGUGGGGGCUCUGGAGCUUCGAGUUACUCCUCUAGUGAUAAAUGUUACUCGGUUAGGAUCUGACCUUUGGCUAGACUGGGGGACCUCAGCCACGAUGCAUAGGGCAUCCCCCAUUCUGGCCAUUGGUGGGGGUCCCUGUGUGUUGGGAAUACAUGUUCAGGGCCUUUUUGUCCCAGAUACAAGGGAUGACCCCAUUAUUGGGCACAGGGAUGUCUUCAUGAGUUAACCCCUUAAAGGAGUAUUCCAGUAAUAAUAAAUCAUCCCCAACUGCACAGGGAAUAACUGUUGGAUGGGUUCAAGGGUCCGGGGUCGCCCUGGGCAGUAGCCAUGCUCAGCUGCUGCUCCAUUCAAGCAGGUGACAUGGGACUCGCAUCCUCAGUAGGGGAGGGGACUCCCAGUGAUCAAACGGUUAUUCCCUAUCCAGUGGAAUAACCCUUUAAGCUUUCCUUUCUCUCUUUUUUUUGGAAUCAAUGACCCUUCCUCCCUCACCAAAAAAAAGUUUAAAAUGCAAACUGCAACUGAAUCAUGCGGUGUGUGAACUGAUCCUUAUCCGAAGCAGCUAUUUUGUUCCUGAAAUGUAAGAAUGUGAGGCCGGGCUCUGUCAUCCUGGUUACUAGCAUGCUGCAAUAUGCAGGCGUCCUUUAUAAAAUUCUAAAAAAAUAUAUUAAUAAAAUGAGAUAA